AUGAAAGGACUGGCCGGGACACCAAUUACUUGUCACCGUUUUACCACCCCGCUGCUCACCAGUUUGCAGCCCCCGGGAGUGCCUGGCCGAGAUCUCCCCCCUCCUCAUGGAGCCCCUCUGUCCAGGUGGACACGGCAGCCGGGGUCCCCCGUGCCGGAAGGAGUGGAGUGUCUUCCUGCCCCCCACUAUGGUCUGGAGGAAUAUCUGGCCUUUGGGGAGGGCAGCUGGUACUGGGGGUGGGUGGACAUCCUGCUUUUGCAGGGGGGCAGGGCCGUGGGCCAGAGGACCCCGCUGUGGCUGCGGGCCCGCUUUCAGGCGCUGCUCUUCGCCCUGGGUUGCCGGAUCCAGCGGCAUUGCGGGAAGGUGCUCUUCGUGGGGCUGCUGGUGUUCGGGGCGCUGGCCGUGGGACUACGGGUGGCCUCCAUCGAGACCGACAUCGAGCACCUCUGGGUGGAAGGUAAGCGCGGCCCUGCGGGCUCGGCCGCCCGUGGGAACGGUCCCGGUCUCGCGGCUUUGUCCCCCACGCGCGGCGCGGAGUGCGGGGCCGGCCGGAGGCAGGUGACAGCGCGGGAGCGGGGCGGGAGGAGGAAGAUGAGGAUGCCGCUGCCGGCCGUCCCGCCACCGGGACCGCGGGGGACGGGGCCGUGGGUGCCCACGAGCCGGGGUCCCGUCUGCGCGGCCGCUCGGGCUGCGCCGGUGCGCGGUGCUGGGCUGCGGAGGGACCCCCACGCGUGUCCCGACGGGGGUCCCCGCGCGAAGGUGCGGACACGUGCGACGGGGAUUGUGCUGGACACCCUAUUCCCGGUGGGAAGAACCCCCGGGGACGGCCGCAGCACUGCGCCCGAGCAGAGCCGGCGCCGCGGAGCCGCCAGUCCCGGCCCGGGACCCCGGCCCGGGGGGAACGGGAGCGGGGGCAGGGUCAGGCGGGAGCAAAUCCCCGUUUCCGAGUGGAAGCGGCUGAUCCCCCUCCUUUGUUAUUAAUAACUCCAGCGUGGAUUUUUGUCUCCCCGAUCCCUGCAGUCCCGCUUCACGGGUCUGGGAUUUGCUUUUCCUGCACCUCCUUUCGGCUUUGGGGGGCCCCGG
Molecule: messenger RNA, 1083 nt
Organism: Ficedula albicollis (Collared flycatcher)
Lineage: Eukaryota; Metazoa; Chordata; Aves; Passeriformes; Muscicapidae
Exons: 3
Coding region: 1-981 (326 amino acids)
Biological process (GO): smoothened signaling pathway
Cellular component (GO): plasma membrane
Molecular function (GO): hedgehog receptor activity; hedgehog family protein binding; smoothened binding
Source: RefSeq, a predicted model, not a curated record